GAAGAAAAAGUAGGACGAAAACCGGAAACAACGUGAAGGUCCUUGAUGAUGGUUGGAGUUGCUACGUAAAUAGUAGCCGACAGUUCCAUUUUGUAAUCUGAAGUCUAAUAAAAAUGGGCGUAAAAAUAGAGCUGUUUAGAAUGACGCUCUAUCUGUCCUUUCCUGUUGCCAUGUUCUGGAUUUCCAAUCAAGCAGAAUACUUUGAAGAGUAUGUAGUAAAAAGGAAGAGAGAGAUCUUUCCCCCAAACGAACUACAUAGAAAGGAGCUGGAAGACUUCAAAGAGAAAAUGCGGGUUCUAAAGGAGCAACAGAUCCUAAAAAAAAAGGCUGCAGAAUCACAAAACUAAGAACUGGGGUGCAAAAGUGUAUGGAUUAUCGAUUCCAAACUGCAGAGUUGACACAUCUCAGAAAUAUGCUGUUUUUAUUGAGAAUGAAUAAUUCUUAAUGUGUAAUAUUCUAUUCAACAUUGAUUCACACAAGACCUUUUAAGUACAAUGUGUCCUGGGUUGUGAGAGACUGAAUAGCUGUGAUGCCCCUGGGUCUUUUUUGUUUGUCUAAAUGCAGAUCAAUUGCUGUAGUUAGCAAUGUCAUAAUCUUGUUAAAUUUUGAGGGGGAUUUGAUGUAACUGCUAUGAUUUAUGUAGUACCUGUAAAGUUUCUUUAUGUAUAUUCCUUGGUUUUUCACAGCAGAAUUUGUGUCAAAGACCAAUAGUUGUAUUUAAUCUCAAGCUCAAACAGAAAAGACAACACAUGUAUUGAAAUUGUUGUAAUAGUUGUGUGGAUUAAAAUUGUAACAGCACUGGUAA
This is a messenger RNA of Betta splendens (Siamese fighting fish), 805 nucleotides long. Its product is annotated as protein PET100 homolog, mitochondrial. The record is from RefSeq and is a predicted model, not a curated record. Bases 114 to 347 code for a protein of 77 amino acids. Lineage: Eukaryota; Metazoa; Chordata; Actinopteri; Anabantiformes; Osphronemidae. The transcript has 4 exons. Gene Ontology annotation, biological process: mitochondrial respiratory chain complex IV assembly. Gene Ontology annotation, cellular component: mitochondrion; mitochondrial inner membrane.